Plenodomus lingam JN3 is the source of this 258-nucleotide messenger RNA. Lineage: Eukaryota; Fungi; Ascomycota; Dothideomycetes; Pleosporales; Leptosphaeriaceae. The record is from RefSeq and is a predicted model, not a curated record.
AUGCCAUCAUCUGUAUAUCCUGGUCUGGCCUGGCCUGGUCGGAUUCCCAUGUUGCGAACACAGCCAAGAGAUGCCGUUCCCUCCCACGCCGCAACCACGCACUUCUUCCCUCCGCACCCCGCUCGCCUGUGUUGGCCUGGCCUGCCUCGCUCUUGUCUUGGCCGAGUGUUUUUCUCUUGUAAGAUAAAGAAAAAGCGUGGAUUGUGCCCAGAGCGACGUGUGGCAGUGGCUUCAUCGAUUAGGGAUAGAGAAUACUAG